Fraxinus pennsylvanica is the source of this 1326-nucleotide messenger RNA. Lineage: Eukaryota; Viridiplantae; Streptophyta; Magnoliopsida; Lamiales; Oleaceae. The record is from the annotation of a GenBank genome assembly.
AUGGAAGGAGGUAAGAAAAGUGGGAAAUCAAAGAUGGCUGUUGAAGAAUCAAGUCAGAUGGAUCGGGGGAGAGAUGAAAGCAAAGGAUCUGAUUCAAAGCAUCAUUGGAAGCCUGUUUUUAGUGAAGCUUCCAUGUCCAAAAGGCCCCUCAAGAAAAUCAAAAGUCCCGAACGAAGACGAUUCCUUUUGCAAUCAUCUACUUCCUUACAUCAGCAAACACUGCAGCCUUCUUCGUCUCAUCCCUCUGCUUCUUCUUACAGUAGUAAUGCUCCAGUCACAUUUCCGCCUCCAUCUUCGAGGCUUGUUUUUCCAUUUGCCAUUGAUAAUUCUCAACCUCCAGCAGUGACGAAUUCAAUAUUUCUCCCUCCACACCGAAAUCAGCAACAGCAAAUGAUCUCAUUUGCGCCAGAGCAGCAGCAAAAUUUUGGGUUCCCACCAUAUUUUGCAGGUGAAGUAGCAGCAUCACAGCUUCAACAGCAGCAGCAGCAAUUGUUGCAGUACUGGAGUGAUACAUUGAAUUUAAGUCCUAGAGGAAGGAUGAUGAUGAUGAACAGGUUGGGGCAGGAUAGCAGGGCUUUGUUUAGGCCUCCGAUUGCACCUCUUACUACUACGAAGCUUUACAGAGGAGUGAGGCAGAGACAUUGGGGUAAGUGGGUAGCUGAGAUUCGCCUUCCACGAAACCGAACUCGACUCUGGCUUGGCACCUUUGACACGGCCGAGGAUGCCGCCUUGGCCUAUGAUCGCGAGGCCUUUAAGCUUAGAGGAGAGAGUGCCAAGCUCAACUUUCCCGAACUCUUUCUUGGAAAAGAUAGAGAACCGGAGACAGAUCCUAGUUCAACGCCUUCAUCCCCUUCAACAUCCCGUGUUAUUGUAGCAUCAAGUGGGCAGAUUUCUCAGACUCCACAAGCACUGGAAAACCUUAAUUUGCCGGCUUUUGAUGAAUUGCCACAACCACCACCUGAUGAUGACAAUAAUCUUGAUGAGAACUUGGGAUUGCCAUCGAGUGUAGUGACUGACAAUGAUCAAGUUGAUCAAUCCAAUGUGGGAAGCUAUAGUGGUUCACAGUCUAGUGAAUUGGUAUGGGGAGAUAUGGCUGAGGCUUGGUUCAAUACCAUACCAGCUGGUUGGGGUCCAGGAAGUCCAGUUUGGGAUGAUUUCGAUACAAACAACAAUCUUUUAUUGCCUCCUAAUCUUCCUUUUGCGAAUGUCGAGCAACAGGACUCACAUAAUACUUAUCCUCAGAACCAACAGGACGCUAAGGGUUCAUCUUCCUCUUCUUCAUCUUCAUGUCCCGUGAGACCUUUCUUUUGGAAAGAUCAAGACUAA